GGCUCUGAGGUGGUUCCUCGGGCGAGUGCCAUGCCACAGCGGGGGGAUGGCAGCUUACGGGCAGUUCGUGGAGUACGGGGACCACGAGCCUGCGACCAACGAGGAGGCGGCCCAGAUGGCCCGGGCAUACCUGCUAUACUUGUUCGGGGCUUCUCUGUUCCCGAACAGGCGUAGCCGGGUGCACCUGUGCUAUCUAGCGGGCGUGGUUGACUUGGGACAAGCGGGACGCUUCGACUGGGGAGGUGCUGCUCUGUGCACGCUCUAUUGUCUUCUUGGAGCUGCUUCUCGCGGGGUCGGAGACACAGUUGGAGGGUACUGGCGGGUGUUUGAGCUUUGGGCUUACGAGGUUCUCGGGAUGUUCCCACCCGAGAAUACUUGUACGGACUCGAACUUACUUCCACGCGGCUUAGCCUGGGGUAAGGCGUACCGGAGAGCGAAGGAGCGACGUGGGGAGGUGAUGACUUUCCGGCGCUGGCUGGAUAACCUGACAAGGGUUGUGGUUCGCUAGGACAGGUGGGCGGGGAUGGAGGCUGACUUCCUUCCGAGGAGUCGGGAGGUGACACGGAGCAGGGUCCUACUGGAGUGCCCUCUGGGCUGGC
Molecule: messenger RNA, 599 nt
Organism: Rhododendron vialii
Lineage: Eukaryota; Viridiplantae; Streptophyta; Magnoliopsida; Ericales; Ericaceae
Product: protein MAINTENANCE OF MERISTEMS-like
Exons: 3
Coding region: 47-508 (153 amino acids)
Source: RefSeq, a predicted model, not a curated record